Molecule: messenger RNA, 390 nt
Organism: Necator americanus (New World hookworm)
Lineage: Eukaryota; Metazoa; Nematoda; Chromadorea; Rhabditida; Ancylostomatidae
Exons: 2
Coding region: 1-390 (129 amino acids)
Source: RefSeq, a predicted model, not a curated record
AUGCUGCUCUGUCUCACCUUCAUUGACUUGAAGAAGGCCUUCAACUCAUUUGAGAGCGGUAGUGGAGGCCUUGGACAACCAAUGCGUCCCUACUCAGUACAUAAAGCUGAAUCUAGACAAGACGAUGUUCAUGUGGAACGGAUGGGUCUCGGAUGCCCCAUUCACGCCCAACGGAACGAACAUAUCCGAAUGCACCAGCUACGUUUAUCUGGUCAGGAAUUGAGCAUGAUGAACGACCUGACCUCCGAGCUGGGCAGGAGGAGACGAGCGGCUUGGGGAGCGUAUAAGAGCAUCGAGGAUGUAGUGAAGAAGACCAGGAACACCUGGUCCCGUGCUCACCUCUUCAACACCACCGUACUUCCUACUUUUACCUAUGCUUCGGAAACCUAG